Caenorhabditis auriculariae is the source of this 1571-nucleotide messenger RNA. Lineage: Eukaryota; Metazoa; Nematoda; Chromadorea; Rhabditida; Rhabditidae. The record is from the annotation of a GenBank genome assembly.
AUGAGCCUAAAGAAGUGGAGACACCUUCAAAGUUAUCUUCCAGACCCCCAAAAAAUGUCCCGAGCCAUCAUCUUGAUCCUGGCCCUUGUCGCCUUGUCCAACGGAGUCGGUUUUAUCAUCAAUUAAUUAAUUAAAGCUUAAAAUUUCCAGCUAACCUACAAAAAGAACAGAAUGCUGUUCGACCCGCCCUUCUGCUUCGUUUAUCAACGUUCUGAUGUUGGAGGUGAUUUUUUAAAAGACUGAAAAACUCUAGUGGCCACUUGAAGAGGACACUUAGGUGACCACUAACUCCAUCUCUAUAGAAGCCACUCUUAGGGGCCAUUAUAGUAAUUUUUGUGGUCCCGUAGUACCAUCUGGACUUUUCAAAUGACCACUAACUCGACUACUAUAGUGGCCACUAGACAUUUUCGCCGGAUUUUCAGAUGAAAUAAAAGCAUAUUUGUUUGUAGUUUGCACCGGGUACCAGUACACUUGCGAUCAGAGCACCACCCCAGCUGAUGUGAGUUUUCUCUUUUUCGCCCGACUUGAAACGACUUGCGCUCCGAGCAAAAAAGCAUCCACUUCUUCAUGAAAGCUCUAGGGACUCUGGAAGAAUUUUUAGCACUUCGAGACAUCCCUUAAGUGAUCACUCCCCAUCUUUAAAUAUCUCUAUACUUUCUAGCCUAGUGGUCACGGGUAGCGCUCGAAAAAAUAGUUUUCUUUAAAGGAGAUACCUUAAGUGAUCCCUGACAGUCUUCUUCCAUUGGAUCUAUACUUUAUAGCCUAGUGGUCACUGGAGUAGUCAGGAAAAGCGCUACCAUCUCUGAAGUAAUACUUCAAAAGAUAUCUUCAGUGAUCCCUGGCAGAUUUGUUCCAGUGGUCACUGAAGAGGUCAGGAAAGGUUCAGAGGAAGUUUCUAUCUCUGAAGUAGUACUUCAAGAGUCACCUUAAGUGAUCCCUGACAGUCUUCUUCCAUUGGAUCUAUACUUUAUAGCCUAGUGGUCACUUAAGUAGCCAGAAGAGGGUUUAGAGAAACUUACUAUCUUUAAAGGAGUGCUUCAAGAGUCCCCUGAAGUGAUCCCUGAGAGAUUCCUUCCAGAGUCACUAAAGUGGUCAGGAAAGGGCUCAGAGGAAGUUACUAUCUCUGAAGGAGUACUUCAAGAGAUACCUUAAGUGAUCCCUGACAGACCUGUCCCAGGGGUCACUAAAGUGGCCAGGAAAAGGAUUAACAAACUUUUCCUUUAGAAGUUCUUUAAGAGGUACCUUAAGUGAUCCCUGACGAGCCUUAAAAAGCUUUAAAGGCAAGAUAGAAAGCUCUAAGAACGCCACUUAAGUAACCACUCUGAGCGAUCAGUUUUUCGUCAAGGCUUCUGAAAGUUCUAGGACUUCUUGCUGAUUGAAACGCUGGUUCGGUAGAGCGCACUUGCUUCAAGUUUUCAUGAGCUCUCGAUAAUUUUUUUUUUAUAAAAUUAUCUCAGGCAAACGUCUUCACCUUCCCGGACAACUGCGCCAGCGACCAGGCCUUCAUCAACUUUGCCAACAUCGACUUCCCGGAACGCUACGACGAGUACAAGGCGUCGGUCGGCAAGUAA